Molecule: messenger RNA, 1080 nt
Organism: Ixodes scapularis (black-legged tick)
Lineage: Eukaryota; Metazoa; Arthropoda; Arachnida; Ixodida; Ixodidae
Product: sodium-dependent glucose transporter 1A-like
Exons: 1
Coding region: 1-1080 (359 amino acids)
Source: RefSeq, a predicted model, not a curated record
AUGACAUGUUUUGCAGGAGCCAACGUCUGGAUCAUCAGGAUGUGGACCAAGAACAGCAGCCCCGCCUUGCAGGCGUUCCACUUAGCCUUCGCCGUCGGCUGUCUGGUGGCUCCCCUGAUAGCAACGUCCUUUCUAUCCACGCUUCCGACGACGGACUACGAAGCUGUUGCAGAACCCCUCAUCGCGUUCAACAAAACCUCCUUCCUCCAAAGCCAUGCCAACCACGCCAUCCUUAACGACACCCAGAGCUCGAGUCGCAUGGAAUCGACGAUCCAAUACGCUUUCGGCAUCGCCAGUGGCUUCUACCUCCUCCCCAUAAUUUCUAUGAUAGUGCUAUACUGCAUCGACGGCAGCGAUGCCAAGCCGCCAAAGCAGAGCUCUUUGAAAGACGCGUUGCACCAGAAAGAAGCUGCGAAGGACAUCCGCUUCAAGAGGAUCCUCUUGACCUUGUUGUCCAUGUACCUCUGCGUCUACGUCGCGCAGGAGUGCACUGUGGCGCAGAUGAUCACAGCGUACGCGGUCAAGUGCGACCUCCAUCUGCCCAAGUCAACAGCGGCCCGAGUAGCAGCUGUUUACUUCUUAUCCUUCGCGGGCUGCCGGAUGGGCUCUUCGCUGCUAGCCAUCAAGGUGACGCCAUUCCAGAUGCUUCUAGGGUCGCACGUCAUCUUGGCCGGUACGGCGACCGUCUUUGUCCUAUGGGGCAACUCGUCCAAGACGGUACUUUGGGUGAGUUCGGCGCUUCUGGGAUUGGGGCAAGGACCAAUCUACGGUGUCAUUGUCGCUUGGACGGCAAACUACAUGGACAUCAGCAACGGUAUGAUGGCACUGGUCAUCGUGGCGUCCAGUUUGGGAGCGCUUUCCCCACCGUUGUUCGUCGGGCCAUUCUUGGACCACGAUCCUCCGGUCUUCCUGUACGUCUGCUUCGUGACAGUGGUGAUGGCGGUUGUUGUGUUUCUGGUCAUGUUGAUGUUCGUCAGGAAACGAUCCAUGCUGAGAAGUGUCGAGGACAAGCUUGGAAAUGUAAAUGCCGUGAAAGCCGAUGAUGCUUUUUCAUCUGACGUAAAGAGUGUUGAUAUGUAA